This is a messenger RNA of Pelobates cultripes (western spadefoot toad), 239 nucleotides long. The record is from the annotation of a GenBank genome assembly. NCBI's taxonomy places the organism in Eukaryota, Metazoa, Chordata, Amphibia, Anura, Pelobatidae.
AUGGAGAGCACCUUGCAGAGACUGGACUCAAUGUUCCAAGACUUCUGGGCUCGUCUUGUUGUCAUGGCGACAACACUGCAGCCUACAGACCAAGCCCAAGCCAAAACUUACUGUCUAGCAAACUACCUAAGAGACAUGGGCCUCAGCAUCAUCCUGCCUCAACCCCAGUAUAGGACGGACUUGCAGCCCGUGCAGAGCGCCAAAAUCCUCAGUUCCAGAUCGGCACUGGCAGCAUCUAU